UUUUAAGAGUUUUGGUUUCACUUCCUUUUAUUUCCGUUCUUUUCCAGCCACAAAAACUAUAACUAAACGCUAAAGAAGAUGAAAUAUCAAGCUUUUGAGCUUACCAUUUUGGUCUCUCUCUCUUUUGCUUCACUCGCAGCUAGUUUAUUUCCAAACAUAACAGCUAAUCCGCCAUGGCUACACCCAAACGCCACCUUUUUAGCCCCAUGGGAUGCCUUCAUUAAAUUCGCGGGUUGCCAUUCAGGAGAGACACGACAUGGUUUGUCUAAGCUCAAACACUACUUUAGCAACUUCGGUUACAUCCCCAUCACUGCGCCUAAUUUUAGCGACGAUUUUGAUGACGAGCUAGAAAAGGCCUUGAAAACGUACCAGCAGAAUUUCAACCUUAACGUGACCGGUCAACUGGAUGAUCAGACUCUUCAACAGAUCGUAAAACCGAGAUGCGGUAACGCCGAUAUAGUGAAUGGGACGACUUCCAUGAACUCCGGUAAAUCGCCAUCUUUCCACACCACUGGACACUUCCACACGACGGGUCAUUAUAGUUUCUUCCCGGGUACGCCACGUUGGCCUGCCAACAGGAGGGACUUAACGUACGGUUUCUUACCUGGAAACGAGUUAACAGACGAGAUAAAGGCCGUUUUCUCAAGCGCCUUCCAGAAAUGGUCCGCUGUUACGCCGCUGACCUUCUCUCAAACGGAUUCAUUACUCACUGCCGACAUCAAAAUCGGUUUUUACAGCGGAGACCACGGAGACGGAGAGCCAUUUGACGGGGUUUUAGGAACUUUGGCUCACGCGUUUUCUCCUCCCAGCGGGAGGUUCCAUUUGGAUGCGGAUGAAAACUGGAUCGUUUCGGGCGACGUCAUGAGGUCAGCUGUGCCGUCGGCAGUAGAUUUGGAGACCGUGGCUGUCCACGAGAUCGGGCAUUUGUUAGGGCUGGGGCAUUCGUCGGUGGAAGAUGCGAUUAUGUAUCCGACAAUCACUUCGAGAACAAGGAAAGUGGAGCUAGCAAAUGAUGAUAUAGAAGGAAUUCAAUGGUUGUACGGUAGUAAUCCUAACUAUAACGGUUCCACCACGCCAACUUCGACUACUGAGGAAAGGGAGACCAGCGGUGGUGAAAUCCGUUACUUGGCUUCACGGUGGACCCUUGCUGUAUUCUUGGCCGUUGGAUUUAGGGCCUUACUUUUGUAGAUUACUUAAAGAUUAAACUAGUGUUUAUAGUGUUUUUUUAGUCAUUUCCGCCAAAUUGGGUAGUAGCAUUUUAUUCCUUGAGAUGCCAUUUUUGCCUCCACAGCUGUACCUCUGUUGUUAUAUGGAAUAUUCUUAUUAAAGUCAGCUUCCAA
This is a messenger RNA of Gossypium raimondii (Peruvian cotton), 1340 nucleotides long. Its product is annotated as metalloendoproteinase 2-MMP. The record is from RefSeq and is a predicted model, not a curated record. Gene Ontology annotation, cellular component: extracellular matrix. Lineage: Eukaryota; Viridiplantae; Streptophyta; Magnoliopsida; Malvales; Malvaceae. Gene Ontology annotation, molecular function: metalloendopeptidase activity; zinc ion binding. The transcript has a single exon. Bases 79 to 1188 code for a protein of 369 amino acids. Gene Ontology annotation, biological process: extracellular matrix organization; collagen catabolic process; proteolysis.